AUUUAUUGCAACUUCACAAGUUGUUAUAAGUUAUCUAUUAUAUAAUUUUGCUGCUUUUAACUAUGAGAUUACAUUAUUAGAAGCUUGAUAACAUAUUGAAUGUUAAAUAUUCAUAAAAAUGUCAAUCGCUGUUAAUCAGUUAAAAACUGAUUUGAGGAAGAGAAUUAAAAAACAUCUGAUGAACAUGGAUCCUGCUGUGAUUGUUGAACAAUCUCAGUCUAUUAUUAAACAGGUUUUAUCGUGUGACAAAUUUAAACAAAGCUCUAGAAUUGGUAUUUACUUAAGCUUACCAGAGGAAGUACCAACAUAUGAUAUCGUCAAACGGAUUCUCAAAGAAGGAAAGGAAUGUUUCAUACCAAGAUAUAACAAGUUGGAAAUGAGGUUGGUAAAGCUUUAUUCACUUAAGGAUUUAGAGGCUCUUCCUGAAACGAGUUGGAAAAUUAAACAGCCCUUAGACACAGAUGAACGGGAGGAUGCUUGUGCGAAAGAUGGACUUGAUUACAUUAUAGUUCCGGGUCUAGCUUUUAGCGAAGGAGGUGACAGACUAGGCAGAGGUAAAGGGUAUUAUGAUAAAUAUUUGAAGGAGUUACAAGUUUUCAAUGCUGAGAGGAAUUUAAAUCCUACUUAUGCCGUUGGUCUUUCAUUUAUUGAGCAGAUUGUUGAUGAAAUUCCAACUUCAGAACAUGACUUCAAACUUGACAAGGUGUUUUAUCCUCAAUGACAACAAAAGUUCAUUGUCUAAAGACUUAUAGCAAUCACAAAAUACAUAUGAUCUUAUUAUGUAUUAUGUUUAAAUCAUCAUCAUACUGUUAUUUUUCAGUUACUGGUCUAGGUAUAUUUAUCUAUCUGUAAUAUAUGUUUUAAUAUUAGAGGAAUGAUUUAAAAAAUAUAUAUUAUUUUUAAUCACUUAUGUACUUAGUUGAUAGAGAUUACCUCUGUGCAUCACUACUACUAAUAGUUUAAUGUAUAAACUAUUGCAGUUCAUUGUGAUUUAUUUUAUCACCUAUGUUUUAGUUGGUAGAUUUUUUCUUUUCAGUUAUCAAAGUUGUUUUCACAAAAAGCAUUUCAUGAAAAAGUCUUUCAUUUUUUUAUCUUCAGCUGUUUAGAAAGGUUUAUUUAUCUAUUUAAAGAAAGGUAUAUGGCUGAAUUCAUAAAUUGUAUUCGAGUAAAAUGUUUCAUUCUAUUAGGGUAUAAUUUCACUUAACUAUUUCAGAUACAAAACUCGUUCAUCCCUGAGGGAUUUUUAAUCUUUGAUAUAAAUGAAAAAUACACUUGAGUAUUUUUAUUUUUUUAAAUUAUAUUCAAAAUCAUAACCGAUAUCAGGAGUCUCCAAGUUUUCCUACAGGAUGGUACAUUUAUAGGUUAAUAGUAAAGUAAAGUAAUAGUAAAGUAGUUAAUAGUGAACUAAUUUUCUCAUUUGUUUUUUCUGGUUUCAUUUUAUGAUUUUUCAUUGUUUGAUAUUAUUAAUAAUAAUAAAAAUCUGAUGCGUGCGACACACAACUUUCAUUUACCGCUCAAAUUUGAAUAUAAAUUAUUUUCUGGCCAUGUUGGAUUAUUAUAGAAUUUUUUAAUUGCAUUUUUAAGAGAGCUAAGGCUAAACAAUUACAGCUAACAAAUCAUAAACACUAUUUAAAUAAUAAAAGUUUUAUUUAUUUUAUCAUCGGUUGAUUAUGGAUUGCACGAUCUGUUGAUUAUGGAUUGUACGACUAUUAGUUAUUAAACUGUUAUUUUCCAUCUCAAAGUUUACUAAAACGGAAUUAAGAGAUUUGCAUUGUCUGUCAUAGAGAGGUCAACGAGGAAAGACUUAAAUGUUAUUAAAGACCACUUAAUUACACAAUGAUACACCGUGUUUAAUCAAAAUCGUUAGUCGUUUUAUGAGAAAAUUGUUGAAAUGUGUUUCACCAUUGAUAUAAAGUGGCACUUCCGGUAAUCCGAUUUUAAGGAAAAAGUUGCUGUCACAUCUAAGGCAUAUACCUAUCUUAAAUAAAUAAUAUCAGUUUCGUACGACUUUUCAUUUUUGGGCUAGCCUGCUAACAUACAGACACACAGACUAUUUUUUGGGACUUGGUUAUUUGGACUCAGGGUACCCCAAACAGUGUAUUUCCGUUGACAACUAAGAUUAAAAAUUUUUCGCAAUAUCGCAAUACUUACCCUUACUAUAUAUUAUAUAUAUUCAUAAAUGAAAGUAAAAAAUGCAACAAUUAUUAAAGAUGACGUCACACGCUACAAUUAUGUCCAUGGGCACUCGUUUGGAGACCCCUGACCUAUUUGGAUAUUUGACCGAGUGAAAUUUACUGUUUUUUUUUUUUUUUUGAACAUGUAAUUGUCAAUUCUUUGAAAAAAUUAUUAAGGAAUGUUUAAGCUAAAGCUUUUUUUGAAACUUUGUCUGCUUGUGUCAUUGAGGUUUGCUUUUUACAGGAAAACACACACACCCUUCUUCAUCUGUGAAGCAAGUUUUUUUCUAUUUCUUCAAUAAUAAAUUAUAGAACAAUAAUAAAUAUAAAUGAAACCUUACACAAAACACUUGU
This is a messenger RNA of Nezara viridula (southern green stink bug), 2528 nucleotides long. The record is from the annotation of a GenBank genome assembly. Lineage: Eukaryota; Metazoa; Arthropoda; Insecta; Hemiptera; Pentatomidae.